AUGUCCGCUCAAAUCCAUGUGGACGAUGCUGCUGCAGAAGAAGAACGUGGUGAGAAGGUGGUCCUCACCGAAAUGAUUUUGGUGCCUGUUGACCGUUAUCCCAGAUACAAUUUCGUCGGCCGUAUCCUUGGUCCUCGCGGGAUGACUGCAAAGCAGCUCGAGGAGGAUACUGGUUGCAAAAUCAUGGUGCGCGGUCGUGGAUCAAGUCGCAUGAGCGGUACGAGGCGCGAACGCAGUAACGACUCCGAGCCUCUCCAUGUGCUCAUACAGUGUGAAGACUACGAGAAAAAAGCCCAUCAGAAGAUGAGAAAUGCGGUUGAGGCGAUCAAUCAGCUCCUCCAUCCUCCCCCAGAGGGAAAGGAUGAACUAAAACGUAAGCAGCUCAUAGAACUCUCGAUUAUUAACGGAACUUAUCGUCCAACUUCUGCCACCAAAGUUGCCCUUCGUGAGCUAUCUUUUUGCCUUGCAACUAAUGGCUUCAAACUUUCUACCCACCACUUUGUAGAGCAAGAGCGACUAUCGUUUAUAGAUUCGACCGUUUCUGAUGCGUCCGUCCUUUGCGGCCUGACCUUCGUGAAAAUUAAAGCAUUACCGAAAGUUGACGGAAUAGCUGCUUUCACGUGUACACUGGCUGAUCCUGGAUUUCUAUCGACACUGAUGCAAUCGCUUGAUCUUUAUGGUUUGGGCAGUCGCCAAGCAGUACACCCCUCCACUCAGCAUCAUCAUCACAUGCUAAACCAAUCCGUGUCCACCUCUGGCCAAAUUCCCCAGGCCAAUCUUCACCAGUACCUCACAGCGGCUGCGAUGCUGAAUUCUGCCCCUUUCUCGAACGACGGCUCCGGAGACGGACCCAAGAGCAAAAUUCGCAAUUCUGCUUAG
Haemonchus placei is the source of this 879-nucleotide messenger RNA. NCBI's taxonomy places the organism in Eukaryota, Metazoa, Nematoda, Chromadorea, Rhabditida, Trichostrongylidae. The record is from the annotation of a GenBank genome assembly.